Molecule: messenger RNA, 1554 nt
Organism: Fusarium musae
Lineage: Eukaryota; Fungi; Ascomycota; Sordariomycetes; Hypocreales; Nectriaceae
Exons: 6
Coding region: 1-1554 (517 amino acids)
Biological process (GO): amino acid transmembrane transport
Cellular component (GO): membrane
Molecular function (GO): amino acid transmembrane transporter activity
Source: RefSeq, a predicted model, not a curated record
AUGGCUGCUAUCUUACAGCAAGAUGACUCCAAGAAAGUUGCGCUUGAUACCUCAGGAGUAGUGAAUGCAUACGACACGAGUUCAAUCCAAAGAGCUUCCAUCUACAUAACCGACGAGCAAACCCAACGUGGGUUAUCUCCACGCCACGUGCAGCUAAUGGCUAUUGCAGGUAGCAUUGGCACUGCCCUAUUCGUUGGUAUUGGUGGUGUGCUGUCUAAAGCCGGCCCGCUCUCUUUAUCACUUGGGUAUCUAUUUUGGAGCCUGUUCUUUAUUCUGCCAUGCACACUCAGCGUUGCCGAGAUGUGCGCAUAUCUUCCUAUCCGGGGAAGUAUCUUUGAGCUCGCCAGCCGCUUUGUCGAUCCUGCUCUUGGCUUCUCGAUGGGUUGGACAUACUUUUACGGCGGUGUCAUGCUGGUUUGUGUGGAAUAUAGUGCUGUGGCCACCGUGAUGCAGUAUUGUGUAUGGGUUGCCAUGGCUCUGGUUGUCUGUUUCCUGCUGAAUGUGAUUGCCGUCAAGUGGUAUGGAGAGUCUGAGUUUGUCAUGGCGUCAACAAAAGUGAUUUUGAUCAUCGGCCUCAUUUUGCUUACUUUCAUCACCAUGUGUGGUGGGAACCCUCGAGGCGACGCUUACGGUUUUCGGUACUGGGGCAAUGGGAACGCCAUGCAUGCCUAUUAUACUGAUGGAGCAGCUGGUAGAUUUCUCGGAUUCUGGUCUGUAGUCAUUUACGCUGCAUUCACGAUCGGUGGCCCUGACCUGAUCUGCCUCACGGCUGGCGAGAUCCAGAAUCCCCGGAAAACUAUACCCCGAGUCGCUCGCUUAAUAUUCUAUCGACUGGCAUUUUUCUAUGUUGUUGGAGUAUUUGCCGUCGGAAUUAUCUGCUCAAGUCGUGAUGAGCGUUUACUGAAUGCUAUAGGCAACGGGGAUGCCGGAGCAGCAGCUUCGCCCUGGGUUAUCGGCAUCCAGAACCUCGGUAUACAUGGUCUACCCGAUGUGAUAAAUGCUGUCAUACUCCUUUCCGGCUGGUCCUGCGGGAACGCGUACCUGUACUCGACGUCACGCUCCUUGUAUGGGCUUGCUCGCGAUGGACUCGCUCCCAAGUUCGUUGAUCUCACCACGGGUGGAUUUGUCUAUGUCUACACUUGCAUGCUCUUAACAUUCCUCGGGUGGCAUCGCGCCUUGAAGGCUCAGCCAGAGGUGGUCCCGUUAUCGUCAUUGCCGUACCUAUCACCCUUCAGACCUUAUGGUGCCUACUUUGCUUUUUUCUUGGGUUGUAUCUUUCUUCUCUUCAUCGGCUGGAACACAUUCUCGCCCUUUGAUGUUGAAGGGUGGAUAACCUACUACUUCGCUACCAUAUUUGGCCCGUUGAUGUUUGUUGUCGGAAAGCUCCUUAAGAAAACAAGAUUAGUGAAGCCUUCUCAAGCAGAUCUUGUCACUGGAAAGGCCGAAGUUGAUGAAGAAUGCAAAGUAUGGGAAGAUCCUGCUGCGAUUGAGAAGGAAAGACUACGUUUGCAACAGAUGGACUGGCUUCGAAGAUUCUGGGAGAGACUUUGGUAG